GCGAUUACGGUACUAUUUCGUAAAACGUGAUACAUACUUUAUAUUUUUGUUUUGAGGUCAUUACAUUGCACACGAUUUUAUCCGAUGCAAGACCGAACGAUACACGAACCGAACGUCAUCCGAAACAGAAAGAAAGAAGGGCGAUGUUAAACAUAGCGAAGAUAGACAGCUGUCGUUUCAUUUUCAGCUGAUUUUUGUGUACGCUGUGAAUAACAACAGUGAUCCUAGCUUUUUGUAAAAUACUGUACUGAAUAGUUGAUUUUGUACAACUUUUGUUAAAAGAAAGGGCAGAGCGAGGGUGUCGUGGGAACAAUCGAGAAACGUUUACCAUCGAACAAAGGGAGAUGGUUCAUUGAGCGCGGGCGGCGGGCAGCGGGCGUGACGUCACGCCGUGACGAGGCCGAUGCGGCGGGGAUCGUGACCGGAGGAGCGCGGCGAGCACGCGCAGCGGAGCAGGCCAGCCUGGCCUCCAGUGACUCCGGGGACGAGGGCCAACGGCCGCCGCGCAAGCGGACGCGCAGGCUGUCGCCGGAGCCAACUAUGCAUCAGCCGUGCACCAACGGCGCUCACCUAAACGGUGACGCCGCUCGGAAUGGAGACCUGUCGCCAGGUCUUCGCAUGGGCCAGACUGACCAGGAAAUUGUCCGUCUCAUUGGACAACACCUCCUAUCUGUUGGACUUGAGCGCAGUGCAUCGUUGCUGAUGGAGGAGUCAGGACUGCACUUGGAGCAUCCAGCGGCUGCUACGUUUCGGCAGCACGUGCUUGCCGGCGACUGGGUGAAGGCCGACCACGACCUCGGUGUCCUGCACGAUCUGCUACGCGACUCGCCGCACGUCGAUACGCAUAAUCUCUCAGAGAUGAAGUUCGUGGUGCUGGAACAAAAGUAUCUGGAGCACCUCGAAUCGGGCCGAGUGCUGGACGCGCUGCACGUGCUGCGGAACGAGCUGACGCCGCUGCAGCACGACACGCCGCGCGUGCACCGCCUGUCCGCGCUCAUGAUGUGCGCCGACGCGGCCGAGCUGCGGGCGCGCGCGCACUGGCCGGGCGGGCCGCCCUCGCGCGCCGCCGUGCUGGCGCGCGUGCAGGCCGUGCUGCCGCCCGCGCUGAUGAUGGCGCCGGGCCGGCUGCGCGCGCUGCUGGCGCAGGCGGCGGCGCAGCAGGCCGCGCGGUGCCGCUUCCACGCCGCGCCGCGCCCGCCGCUCGCAGCCGCCGUCCCCACCACCACCACCGCGACUACUACGGUUGCGGUCACCACGCCGCCCGUGGACCCCAUCCCCUUCUCUCUGCUCGCAGACCACCACUGUUCCGCCGACCAAUUCCCUAUACACUCUCUGCAGGUGCUGAACGAACACUGCGAUGAGGUAUGGUACUGCAAGUGGUCGCCUGACGGCUCCAAGUUGGCGUCGGGCUCGAAGGACAACACCGUUAUGAUAUGGGACUUCGACCCCAUAGCCAAGCGGCUAUCCUUUAGAAAGUCACUAGAAGGUCAUUCGUACGGCGUGUCAUAUCUAUCGUGGAGUCCCGACGGACGCUACCUCAUAGCCGCCGGGCCCGAGGACUGUCCCGAUCUUUGGAUAUGGAAUAUGGAGACGGAGCAGUUGCACCUGAAGAUGACGCACUCGCAGGAGGACUCGCUGACGGCGGUGGCGUGGCACGCGUCGUCCGACAAGUUCGUGUGCGGCGGCGCACGCGGGCAGUUCUACCACUGCAGCCUCGACGGCACACUGCUCAACAACUGGGACGGCGUACGCGUGAACGCGCUGGCGUGUCGCGGCGACGGCAAGGUGCUGGCGGCCGACACGCAUCACCGCGUGCGCGCCUACGACUUCGCCGACCUCACCGACCGCAACCUCAUCCAGGAGGAGCACGCGGUUAUGGCGAUGACUCUGAAUGCGGCAGACUCGCUGUUGUUGCUCAACGUGGCCAACCAGGGCGUGCAUCUCUGGGACAUACGCGCGCGUGCGUUGGUGCGUCGCUUCCGCGGCCUGUCGCAGGGUCACUUCACCAUACACGCGUGCUUCGGUGGGGCACACGAGGACUUCAUCGCAUCGGGCAGCGAGGACAACAAGGUGUACAUCUGGCACGUGGGCGGGGAGGAGCCCAUCGCGGUGGUGUCGGGCCACACGCGCUGCGUCAACGCCGUGGCGUGGAACCCGCGCCACCACGACGUGCUGGUGUCGGCCUCCGACGACUACUCGCUGCGCCUGUGGGGCCCGCGCGCGCACCAGCACUAGUCGCCCGACCGAGCCCCGCCGCCGUGCGAGCUUUUUGAAUUGGAGAAGAUUAUGUUAAGAUACCGGAGCGAUACUCCAGCAAACACUCCCAACAACUAUAAUAUAUGACACAAGUAGCGCCGGCUGAUGACUCAUGUGUAGCAAAUGUAUUUUAUUACGAAUGUGGUUUACUUAUUUCCGGGAACAUUCCUUGAACCAAGGAUGACAGUCUUACAGAGACGUUAAUAAUGAGGAAAAUAUUCGAGUUGAUUAUUAAAAUUAUCGUCACAAUAUUAAUAUAUAUUAUUCAAUUAAAAGUUAAUGCAAUUAAUUUCUUUACGUUCAUGUGAUCGAUUAUAAUAGAUUUUUUUAUGUUAAAUAUAAUUAACCUGUGGAACUUUUUGAUACAGAUAAAAAACACAUAAAUUGAUAUAUUUUGUUUAUGGAUAUGAGAUAUAAAAUCUUUAUGGUUGUUCCGUGACGUGGGUUUACUAUUCCAACAAAAACAUUUAUAUUUUGAUAUACAAAUGAAAAUGUACUUAAUUUUCCUUUAUCGCUGGAUGUGAGCAUUUUAAACUAUUACACUUUUAAAUUCCUUAAAAAUAUUCAACGCUAGACGGGAUGUCAUUUAUAAGAUUAUGUUGAAAAUUUUCAAUGAAAAAUAAAUAAGUCCAUUAUAAAUUUGAUCAUUGGUCAUGUGCAAUGCGAGUGCCAUUUCAGAGUGCAAUAAUAUCGGUUUUUCCAUUAUAGUACAUCGAAAAAUAAUGUUGAGUACACACCAACUAUGUGCACACAGCUUUUAUUGUAAUUGAUGUAAAGUCGAGAUAAACAUUGCAAGAGAUAUUUCAUAUGACAAGUAUGUAAGUCGAUGUCGAACGUGAAUGUUAGAAAAUUUAAGGUUGUGUCAGACGAAUGUCCUUAGAAAUUGUAUUUUGUUACGUGGUUUGUUUAUUAGAUUAGAAAGACGCGGGGGCGGCCGCGUCCGCGUGACUAGGUUAGUUAGAAUAAGCUUUCUAUAUCAAAAUUUAUGAACUGAUGGUAUAUUUGAUAAUUGUGACAAUGGCGAGUUUUAGUAUGUUUGGUUAAUUAUGAAAAUAAGUCGUCUAGCCGUCACACUAGCUUCAUUUGUAAGGCUCGAUGCAUACUAACUGUACGUAAGCGCCACUAAAGUGAAAGUGUGGAUCAGCCUUACUGUCUAUUGAUGAUAUAUGAGACGUGUAUUGAAGAUUGGUUUUAUAAGUUAGUGAGCGAUGAGCACUCGAGCUUGGAGUGAUAUCUUUGAAUGCAAUACGAUAGCUCUAAAGGUGUUGUCUUAGUGCGUUAAGAGAUUUAAUGUAGAGUCGGCGCGCCGCGUCCCGCGCUCACAGAAACGACCUUAGUGUAAUAAUGUAAGACUGCACUAUAACUAUCGACGGUUACACCAUCACCACCACUGUGAAUCUCUCUCGAGGUUGUUUGCCGGCCCGUUGCGAGGUCUUGACCGACACGAAACGUCCGAAUGUUGAUUUGUUGUUAUCUUAUUUAGUUAUAUGUACAUAAUACCUGAAUUGUAAAGUUUGGAAAUAUCACCAUUCGCCGCGAUCGGUGUUCACACUGCAGCGUGAGGCCACGCCCACAUUUUUGUAUCCUUAAAUAUUAUUUAACGUCCAAAGCUGAUGUAACUAAUGAGUCGCUUUAAUUGUUACGAACUCCGGGACCACACAUACACACCACACUCCCUCAUACGAACAAAACUCCAAUCGCACCCAAAAAUUGUUAGAGUCCAUUGAGGCCUAUUUACCGAAUUUAUAAUCUGUGAUUUUAGAAUAUUUCCUAAAUUUCCUGGCACACAUACAUAAAUCAUAAAUUAAUAUCGCAAAAAUUAAACGAACUAUGGGUGUAGAACGAAGCAGGUGUCCGCCGGCUCGACGAGACGGCGCCCGGAGUUCACGUUCGUACCAAAUAUCAGACGAUAGUUGCGCGAGUGUUGUGUGUAGAAGUACAAAGAGCGAUCGAUAAUAAAUAAAGUAACGUUAGUAUAGAGUAGGAGGUGGCGAUUGUUAUAAAUAAUUAUUAUAUAUCAAUAAAUUUUUUAUCGUAAAA
This is a messenger RNA of Nymphalis io (European peacock), 4296 nucleotides long. Its product is annotated as WD repeat-containing protein 26. Gene Ontology annotation, biological process: proteasome-mediated ubiquitin-dependent protein catabolic process. Gene Ontology annotation, cellular component: GID complex. The coding region runs from base 541 to 2235 and encodes 564 amino acids. Gene Ontology annotation, molecular function: protein binding. The transcript has 11 exons. The record is from RefSeq and is a predicted model, not a curated record. Lineage: Eukaryota; Metazoa; Arthropoda; Insecta; Lepidoptera; Nymphalidae.